UCACAUGAUCCACCUCCUUGCUUCCCGUGAUACGCCAAUCCGGUUCAUCUUAUCGCCAUGACCUUCAGCGCACUCACCCGUACCAUACCAUUGGAGUGGGUACUAAAGUAAAUAUAGUAGGCCACAGACCUUGAUGACAAAGCUGUAGCACAACCAUCUGUAUGACGCCAGAUGCCGUAUCACGUUUCGUUGGCUAAGGUGUCCAACUCCUACCACAACCACGUCGACAUAACCGACGAGCUUCCAUCAGCUGGCAGCAUGGAUUUUCUUCGGAGAGCUGUCUCUAAACAGCGUCGAUUAUCCCACUUAGAAGAUGGAGGCGGCUCAUCAAAAGAUUCAUUAUCUACAGAUGACGAUAGCACAUCAAAGAAUGGAAUAUUUCAUAUUCCGCUGACGUGCAAUAUCGAGAUGACGUCGCUCUCAUCCUUAACAUCUUUGUCGUCGUCCAACUACUCCUCCAGGGAAAACAGCCCCAAACCUCAUCCAAAGAGAGUUUCAUUCUCAGAUGACAUUGUCUUCAAUGAACCUGACUUUCCCCUUUCUUCUGCCGACGACAAGGUGUCAAUGGAAUCCCCGUUUUCAAGGGACGGGAGGUUGCCGACAGAAAGAAGGUCACUGACGGAGGGGAGCUUGACGCCGGAGAGAAGGUCACGGAAGGUUGGAAGCUUGUCAACCGAGAGACGAUUAUUGAGCAAAAAGAACUUGCAAACAGGCAUCUCAGAGAGACAGUUGGAUGAGAGUCGAAUUUUGACGGAGAAUUUUCAGUCGGACGAUGAUUCGGACUCAGAUUCGGAAUCGGAGAGUCAGUUUCCCGAGAAAUUCCGUGCAGUAUUGUUUAAUAAAUUCGGAGCUAAGCGCUACACAGGGCCUGCGAUCAAGGACGCCAAAUCCGUCUCCCAUGUGUACAAAGGAGCUGUAUUAGUGACUGAUUUCCUGGACAGCAAAGUAGUUUUGUAUGAAAGAAGUGGUAAGCCACGGCGCACCUUCAUAACCAAGGAGAGCUCAGAGCCUUGGUGUGCGACGAUGACGCCCGACGGACACGUCGCCGUGACGUUGCGACGUCAGCACUGUGUUGCGUUGUGGACAAAUGACGGCACAUCGAUGGAAGUCUUCGGCAGCGGUUUGUUACGGUGCCCUGCUGGUUUGGCGGUUGACAAAACCGGGAGGGUCUUUGUUGCAGAUGAACAACUCAGUGAAGUAUUUGUAUUCGACCAGGAAGGGACCGUUUUAUUCAAACUAUCCGAUUUUCACCAAGCUGCCUUCAAACAGCCUCGAUAUGUUUGCUGUUCUCAUUCUGGUCGUAUCAUCGUGGCUGAUUCGGGCAACCACUGUGUGAAAGUGUUUGCUUCUAAUGGCAACUUCCUGUUCAAGUUUGGGACCUAUGGGAAAUCGAACGGCCAGUUCAGGUUUCCUUAUGGCGUGUGUGUUGACCAGCACGACAACAUUAUCGUCGCCGACCACCACAACGACAGAGUGGUCAUGUUUUCUGCAACGGGACAGUACAUUCAGAAUCUUGUCACACCUACGGCUGGGCUGAGAAGUCCGUGUGGCGUCUCCAUUAGAUGUGCGCAUAACCGGAAGUUGUAUAUUACGCAUGGCGAACUUCGAGCUUCAGAAGUAAUCGUGUAUAAGCUGAUAACUAUGGACUCGGAGCUGAGCAUAAACGUCAAACAUUUUGUGUAGUCAGGAUCAGUUUCGGAAAUUUGAAAGAGAGACAAGCACAACGACAGUGACGCACAAAACGUUAUAUUACAAGUUUAAGUGAGCGAGUGAGUUUGAGGUGGGAUUCAAUAGUAUGGAUACCGAGCUCAGCAUAUAUACGUCAAACAUUUCAUGUAGUUAGGACCAGUUUUCGUAUUUAUGGAGAGAUAAAAGCACAACGACUUCGACGCACAAAACCUUAUACUAGUUGAGUGAGUGAGUGAGUGAGUUGAAACUGGUGUCUUCUGUAAGGGGAUUCGGCAUAUACGUCUAAUAUAUUUUGUAGUCAGGACCAGUUUCUGUAUUUAUGGCGAUAUACAAGCACAAUGACGUCGACGCACAAAACGUUAUAUCAGUAACGGGGUUGAGGCUGUAAGUGUAGUUUUGUUGGCAAUAUUCACGCCAUCUGGCGGCGGAUGUACACAAGACAGAAGCUUCACACGACUCCAUCGAUAAUGGCACUCGGUACCUCGAGCUCAGUGUGAGGACCCAAAGCUACCUCACCUCUCCUGUACACGUUUAAGUAUUGUGUAAAUUAGCAUACCAUUAGAAUAAAGGACACGUAUUAUCAA
Messenger RNA from Haliotis rubra (blacklip abalone), 2273 nucleotides. RefSeq names its product RING finger protein nhl-1-like. Gene Ontology annotation, molecular function: protein binding. The transcript has 2 exons. Bases 172 to 1683 code for a protein of 503 amino acids. NCBI's taxonomy places the organism in Eukaryota, Metazoa, Mollusca, Gastropoda, Lepetellida, Haliotidae. The record is from RefSeq and is a predicted model, not a curated record.